This is a messenger RNA of Jaculus jaculus (lesser Egyptian jerboa), 4133 nucleotides long. RefSeq names its product zinc finger protein 81 (gene Znf81). NCBI's taxonomy places the organism in Eukaryota, Metazoa, Chordata, Mammalia, Rodentia, Dipodidae. The transcript has 5 exons. The record is from RefSeq and is a predicted model, not a curated record. Bases 189 to 2228 code for a protein of 679 amino acids. Gene Ontology annotation, biological process: regulation of immune system process; regulation of cytokine production; negative regulation of transcription by RNA polymerase II.
GAGCGCGGAAGGCCGCGCAGCGUGGGAGCAGAGACAGCCGGGCGGUCAGCCGACCAAUGAGGGACAGCGGAAGUGGCGCGUGGAGCCUGGGCGGGAGGGACGUGCGUUGCAGGUGUCUUGGAGUCGCUGCAUGAUCCCUGGGUGAAGCCCAUUUCUUCCUUCUGACCUCAGCAGCUCUUGACAAGUCCAUGGACCUUAAAGAACUUGGGAAGAUCAGAGUUGUUAGCAAGACAGCCCUAGGGCAGAGGUCCAGCAUGAACAUGGCAGUCAUCCAGGAUCCUCCCCAGCCAGGGGGACGUGGCAAGGCCUAUGAGGUCCCAGUGUCCUUUGAAGAUGUGACAGUGGACUUCAGUAAAGAGGAAUGGCAGCAACUGGACUCUACUCAAAGAUGCCUAUAUCAGGAUGUAAUGCUAGAGAACUACAGUCACCUGCUGUCAGUGGGGUGUGAAGUUCCCAAGCCAGAGGUUAUCUUCAAGUUGGAGCAAGGAAAGGCACCAUGGAUGUUAGAGGAGGACCGUCAGAGCUGUUCAGAUGGAAAAUUGGGACUCAAGAACUCACAAAAAAGAAUUUCUGGAAAAGCUAUGUUUCAUAGUGAAAUGAGAGACAAUUCAUUAUAUUCCAUCUUAGAAGGACUGUGGCAAGAUGCUGAACAGAUAAAAAGGUGUCAGGAAAAACAGAACAGCCCUUUAAGUCAUGCUGCUUUCAUCAAUGACCAACUACUGAAUUCAGAAUGGGAGUAUGAAUAUACAGAGAUCGGGAAAUGUGUACACCCAAGACCAAAGGCUAGUCCUUCACAGAAAAGGCCCCAUAAGCAUGACUCAUUUGGAAAGCAUUUUAAACACAAUUUAGACUUACAUAUUCAUAAUAAAAACAAUGCAACAAAUAAUUGUGAUCGUAUAACAGACGGUGGUGAAGUUUUCACCCAGAGUACUUCUUAUACUAGCUAUGAAAAUACACACAUGGGAUCAAAGUUCUGUGAACAUAAUCAGUGUAGAAAAGUCCUCAACAUCAAGCAUACAUAUAGUCAAAAUGUGAAAUGUGCAGUUGAGGAAAAGGCAAAAACACUGAAUACUGAGUUUGAGAAGAUCUUUACUCAAAAGUCACACCUCUUCACUCCUCCUAGAAUUCACAGUGGGAAAAAACCUCAUGAACUUAACAAAUGUGGGAAUGUUUUUACACAAAAGCCACUCCUCGGUAUAUAUCUGAGAGUUCACAGGGAUGAAAAACUAUACAUAUGUGCUAAAUGUGGGAAGGCUUUUAUCCAAAAUUCUGAAUUAAUGGUGCAUGAGAAAACUCACACCAGAGAAAAACCCUACAAAUGCAGCGAAUGUGCAAAGUCAUUUUUCCAGAUGUCAUCUCUACUCAGGCAUCAGACAGUUCAUACUGGAGAGAAACUCUAUGAAUGCAGUGAGUGUGGGAAAGGUUUCUCCCUGAACUCAGCCCUCAAUAUUCACCAGAAAAUCCAUACUGGAGAGAGGCAUCACAAAUGUAGUGAGUGUGGGAAAGCCUUUACCCAAAAGUCAACUCUCAGGAUGCAUCAGAGAAUUCACACAGGAGAGAGAUCCUAUGUAUGUGCUGAAUGUGGACAGGCCUUCAUACAGAAGGCACACUUGAUUGCACAUCAAAGAAUUCACACUGGAGAGAAGCCUUAUGAAUGCAGUGACUGUGGGAAAUCUUUCCCUUCUAAGUCCCAACUUCAGAUGCAUAAACGAGUUCACACGGGAGAGAAACCCUAUAUAUGCAAUGAAUGUGGGAAAGCUUUCACCAAUAGGUCAAAUCUCAAUACUCACCUGAAAUCUCAUACUGGAGAGAAGUCUUAUAUAUGUGCUGAAUGUGGGAAGGCCUUUACUGACAGGUCAAAUUUCAAUAAACACCAGACCAUUCAUACUGGAGAGAAGCCGUAUGUUUGUGGUGACUGUGGCAGAGCUUUCAUGCAGAAGACAGAGUUAAUUACACAUCAGAAAAUUCACACUACAGAGAAGCCUUAUAAAUGUCCUCACUGUGAGAAAUCAUUCUCCAAGAAACCACAUCUCAAGGUACAUCAGCGAAUUCACACAGGAGAGAAACCUUACAUAUGUGCAGAGUGUGGGAAGGCCUUCACUGACAGGUCAAAUUUCAAUAAGCACCAGACAAUUCACACUGGAGAUAAACCCUAUAAAUGCACUGACUGUGGAAAGGGUUUUACCCAGAAGUCAGUUCUCAGUAUGCAUCGCAGUGUUCAUUCCUGAAAAGAUCCCCACUGAGUGAGCGUUAUCUCAGAAGUCAAUAUAAAUUAUAAAAUUCAUCCAAGACAUCCUAUGUGAAUGCACUGUGUAAGAGAAAACACUCAUCAAGCUAUCUCAUUGAGAUAAGAAAAGUUACUCUGAAGAGACCCUAUACGAAUGAAAUGAAGGAGAGGAAAUUUCCAUAUGUGCACAGACUUACAAAUAUAGUAGAAUUCAUACUGGGAAAUUCUGUUUGUUUGGUGCAUUAGUAGGAAAACUCCCUAUAGAAAGUAUUCCAAGGUAAAUGGUAACCAAAUACUUUAUAGGAAUGAAAGUAAAAAUUUAUGUAAAUUUCAUUAACAUUUACGGUGUUUUAGUAAGCAAGAUAAAGUAACAAUAAACAUAAAGGUAAGACAUAAUCAUGGAUUUGAUGUGUAAGCCUUUCAGUUCUAUAGGGUAUUUGUGGCAAAACAUACUCCAUAGUAAGAUGAAUAAUCAAAGUUCUUUUUCAAAUUUAGAGUAAUUAUAUCUGUCACAUAUGUUUGUUACUGAAUAUUUUUUAAUCAGGUAUAUCCACAAAUUAAAAGUCAUUUGGUUUCAUACACACACACAUAAAAUAAUCUUAUAAUUUGUAGUGGUGUUCAUGAAAUAGUAUUCUUAUCUUCUUUCACUGUGAUCAGAAGAAAAUAGCCACGGAUUCUUCUUUUUUAUUUUUACUUUGUUUUCAGAUUCCUCUCUUUAUGCAUGCCCUUUGCAAUGUUACUUUGAAACUUUACUUGUAAAAAAUAGUUUCUCUUUUUCUGAUCCUUGACUGUGUGACUUACUCUGGCCAAAGGAGAUAUAAAAAGAGGCUUGAGAAAUAUAAAAGCCUGCCUUGGGGGUUUACCCUUUCUUGCUGCUCUUUGGAGUUCUGAUACUUCACUGUGAAGAAACUUAGACUGUCCUGCUGACACAAAAGAAUCCACGGUGAGAACUGAGAAAGAAGAUGAGAGACCAGUUAGAACAGUGAUGAAAUCAUGGCCCAUGCCUAUUGAGGCACCCUAGACCAACGGGGUUUUCAGUUGCCAGACAUGUGAAUGAAGCCUUCCUGGCCAUCCAAACCUUGUUAAGGCAGCUGGCUAGCAGCCUCUGAGAUGACCCUGAAUGGUCAUUCCCUCCUGAUAUUCAUGCUCUUAUAUAAUCACCUCCCCUUGAUUUUGAGUUGGUCUUGGUGACUUGGUUCUAGUGAACAGAAUGAAGCAGAGAUUACAGGAUGUCACUUCCAAGAUGAUGGAGACCUUUUUCUGGUGCUCCCUUAAGCUUUCCGAUGGCUCACCCUAGAGGAAGCCAGCUGUGAACUCAUUACACAGCCCUAUGGAAAGGGCCACAUGAGAUAGUUUUGGAGUAUAUCCACCCCCCAGUGUGGCCUUCAAAAUAGACCAGAGCCAGAUAGCUUGAUUGUCCAACUUACUGAGCCUGCUUAAGCCUCCUUUCAGCCAGAGGCACCCUCUGAGCCAUACCUGAAUUCCUGAUCCAUGAAAACUGUAAGAUAGUAAAUGUUGUUUUAAGCUGCUAAAUUUUAGGCUCUUGUUGCAUAGUAAUAGGAUAGUAAUACACUGGCCCAGACUAGGAAAACUCACCCAUUGCAAGAUGUUUAUUUUAAGGCACUAAGUUUUUAGUAACAUAUUCAAAAAAGCUAAUACAUCCACUACUGAGUUUUCUCCUCCACUAUUCUUCCACAACAGGUAAUCAAUACUAGUCAGCUACUAUGAUCUCUUUUAUAUAUGCACGGGUCACCGUGCUUGCAGUCAGAUGAUUACUGUGUUUGCUUUUUCUGUUUUUCAAAAGUGAGAUAACAGCACAGAUGACCUCUACAUCUUGCUUUGUUUACAGUAUCUCUUUCGAAUUAUCACCUGAUAGUGCAUGGAAAAUAAACGCAAUAAUUUUUUA